AUGAGAGUUUCUCGAAGCGUGCUCUUAAUAGCAACAUUGACUGGCUUGUUGUCAUGGCAACCGUUCCGCGGCAAGUGCUCACUGAACAUCGACCAUGAUACCGAUAGUAUGGUAUCACGAGUUAGCAGCGCGGGCGGCGUUCGACCGGGAUGGGAGCUUGUUCGGCGUAUCGGCGCGACGGCGCUGCGGGCCGCGGGCGCCGGGCGAGUGGCGCGCGCGCUCCACGGCGCCGCUCUCGGUUGCGCCACACUCGAAAGUAAAACUGAGAACAUUACCAAUAUAUCUGACUCUCCACGGUCUCCGUCUAACUCACAGAACCCGCCGAAACAUGAACGGGUUCCAGUCGUGUACUACGGCACCAGAACCCACAAACAGCUACAGCAGGUGAUCAAAGAGUUCAAACGCACGGUCUACUGCAAGGAGAUACGUAUGUCGAUACUGGCCGGCAGAGACCGCACCUGUCUAAUGCCAUUCGAUCGUAAAGUCUGGAAAACCAAGGACGAUAUGUGCGCUGAGUGCAUCAAAACCAAAUCAAGUCUGAUGAAUGCGUCAUUACCGCAAACGUCAAGCUGCAAAUUCUACGACAACCGAAUGUCGUUGACGCACAGCAACUUGCCCCCAGCCUUCGACAUCGAGGACUUGGUCGAAGCCGGAGCGAAACUAAACGCCUGCCCUUACUUCGCUGCCAAGAGCAUGGCCGCAAAAGCAAAAAUCAUCUUCUGUCCUUACAACUAUCUGAUCAACCCUUUCAUUAGGGAGCGGAUGAGGAUCAAUUUAGCAGACAACAUAGUCGUUAUAGACGAAGGUCACAACAUCGAAGACAUCUGCAGAGACGAGGCCACCUGCACCAUCGAGAGGAGACGGAUAUCUGAAGCUGUUGAUCAACUGCAGUACGCCAAGAGGUACGUUAAGAUGGGCCAGGACGAGGCUGCAAGAGGAGAAACAAUAGAUUUUUUCAUCAAGACAUUACAAAUAUGGGAUAAGUGUUUAAUAGAACAAUCCGAUCGCGUAUCGCGCGAGAACACCGACAUGUGGAACAUGAACGAGUUCAUGACUAUGCUAAAUGAAAAUGGCAUAGGACAAAACAAUUAUCAUAAUUUCAAUUUUCAUUUAUCGAAACUAUUACGUAUGCAAGAUGAUUUGUACGGUGUAGGACAACACACGGUCGCCUUGCUGGAAACAAUGGACUCGGCUCUCGGGUACCUUUUCAAGGACGAAUGUAAACACGCCGAAGACUUCGUGCCGAUGUUGCUGAAGGGCGACGACUCGCGCGCGCUCUAUCGGCGACGGUCGUAUACCGGCGAGUUCAAAGGUGCGAACAUAUCGAUACGUCUUCUGUGCAUGAGUCCGGCGGUGCUGUUCGAGGGUCUGACGAAGGCUCGAUCUAUAAUACUGGCCUCCGGUACACUGUCGCCCGUGGGCAGCAUGAAGCACGAGCUCGGCGCCGAGUUCAACGUGUCGUGUUUGAACCACGUCAUCUCUAGAGAACGGGUAUGGAUAGGAACAUUAAGAAACUGCGAGAGCUCGGAACAAUUGAAAUGUACGAAGGAUAAUAUGGAGAAAAAACAAGUACAGGAUUCCAUAGGGAAGGCUAUAUUGAGGGUGUGUGACGUCACGCCCCAUGGAGUGCUGUGCUUUCACUCCUCGUACACAUCCAUGAGGUUGCUGCAUCAAAGGUGGCAACAAACUGGCUUGUGGGACAAAUUGAAUAGCCUAAAAUAUAUAUUUAAGGAGAGCGACAAUACGACUGAUCAUGACGAAAUUAUGAAGGAGUACUACAGCGCUGCGGAGGUGGAUCGAGGCGCGAUCUUGUUCGCCGUGUACCGGGGGAAGGUCUCCGAGGGCAUGGACUUCAGGGACCGGCAAGCCAGGGCCGUUGUGACGAUCGGCGUGCCCUUCCCAACGAUCGGAGACAGGAUGGUCACGGAGAAAAUGAAAUAUAACGACAAGCAUUCGAACGUGAAGAAGUUAAUGCGCGGCUGGGACUGGUACAACGUGCAAGCCUUCAGAGCCAUGAACCAAGCCAUAGGACGUUGCGUGAGGCACCUCAACGACUGGGGCGCCGUUCUGAUGAUCGACGAGAGAAUCGCAGAACAAAGGAAUCUUGAAUAUUUAUCUAAAUGGGUUCGAGACUUCCUCGGAAACAACCAUUUUACUUUCGACGAAUUAAUGCAUAGACAAAACAGCCUCACAAGAUUCAUGGAGAACAUGAGCAAAGAAUAAUAUAUAUUUU
Bombyx mandarina (wild silkworm) is the source of this 2233-nucleotide messenger RNA. RefSeq names its product Fanconi anemia group J protein homolog. NCBI's taxonomy places the organism in Eukaryota, Metazoa, Arthropoda, Insecta, Lepidoptera, Bombycidae. Gene Ontology annotation, molecular function: DNA helicase activity; ATP binding; hydrolase activity, acting on acid anhydrides, in phosphorus-containing anhydrides. The record is from RefSeq and is a predicted model, not a curated record. Gene Ontology annotation, biological process: nucleotide-excision repair; double-strand break repair involved in meiotic recombination. Gene Ontology annotation, cellular component: nucleus.